This is a messenger RNA of Gossypium raimondii (Peruvian cotton), 573 nucleotides long. RefSeq names its product secreted RxLR effector protein 161-like. The coding region runs from base 1 to 573 and encodes 190 amino acids. NCBI's taxonomy places the organism in Eukaryota, Viridiplantae, Streptophyta, Magnoliopsida, Malvales, Malvaceae. The transcript has a single exon. The record is from RefSeq and is a predicted model, not a curated record.
AUGACGAAUUGCAACUCUACAAAAGCUUUAACUGAGUUUAGCUUAAAGCUAAUUAAAAAAAGAGAUGGGAAGAAGGUGAAUAGCAUAAUUUACAAACAAAUUGUAGGCAGUUUGAUGUAUCUAACUACUAUGAUGCCAGACAUUAUAUAUUCUGUGAGUCUUACUAGUAGGUACAUAAAGAGCCCGAAUAAAAAACAUGUAUUUACUGUCAAGAGAAUCCUUUGUUACCUACAAGAAACCAAGGAUUUUGAGAUUUUCUACAAGAAUGAUGAAAAGCCAGACAUGAUUGGCUUCACUGAUAGUGAUUAUACAAGAGAUCAAGAUGGAAGCACUUCAGACUAUGUUGUUAUGCUUGGCACAAGGGCUAUUUCGUGGUCAUCUAAGAAGCAAUCAAUUGUCACAUUAUUAAGCACAAAAGCUGAAUUUGUUGUUGCUACAACUUAUGCUUGUCAAGCUAUUUGGCUUACAAGAAUCCUUGAACAACUACAAUUCAAGCUAGAAACAGCCACUACAACUUUCUAUGAUAACAACGUAGCCAUCAAGUUGUCAAAGAAUCUUGGGUUGCAUGGAUGA